AAAUCUUGGAAGCUAUAAAAACAGAAUGAAUUGUAUUUAUUUGUCUUGCAAUUAAGAUCUAUAAUCGAAGAACACGAUGAUCUGUGAAGAGCUAGUUAAAUUAAAUACUCUAGACAUCGUUGCUCGAAAGAAACUAAUUGAUAAAUUAGAAAAAAUUAUACUUAAACAGAAUACACUAGAAACUCUUUGUUUGGAAAACUUAUCAUUGACAAGAGUAGAAGGUAUACGAUUGAUUUCAGCUUUAUAUAAUUCUCGUAAAACUAUGAAAUAUUUGUAUUGUUGGCGUGCUUUUAAAAGAAAAGAAGGACCUUUAUUAAUUGAUACUCGAAAUGUCACGGGAUCAGGCCUGUAUACAGACAAGAUUCCUAGAAAAUGCGACUGGUUUCGUCUGAUUGGUUGUUUAGAAUCAUUGAAUACCUUAUCUGUGAAUUAUGCAUAUAUAGCAACACCUACAGGAGAUCUUCUUGUUAACCUAGCAAUGAUUUUAGGAUCUAAAUGGCAAUGGUUGCAAUUGCUGUGCUUAGAAGAAGAAAUUCCAAAUGAAGUUAAUCCGAAUGAUGGCGUUGGUGGCUAUAGAAUACCUGAUAUUGCUUGGAUGAAAGCAUGUCUUUGGGCACCUGCUUUAAAAGUUCAAUAUGUUUUCAUUGGUUUGCCAGAAUACGAUAGACACAAAAUGUUCUUUUCCCGCCACACACCAAUGCAUACAUUUGCACUUUCCAGUGACAUUGAUUUACGAUUUCGACAACCUUGGUUUCUCGAUUGCACGAUCAAAAGUCUCUACACUUGGUACUCAAAAACUCUUGUAUUUUUGAACUUACAAUUGUGGCAUCAACGGGAUAAUUUAGAUUCCCAAUUGAAGAAUCUCUUCCUACGUUUACCAGCAUUACGAACUUUUGAAUUUAGGGGGGAAAUUCGAAUGCUUGCAACUUUAUGUGCUAUGUGUUGUCAGGUGCGAGCUCGAAAGUGUAAUGUUAAUCAUGUCAAUAUACAUUUACAAAAAGUUAUACACCAUGAAGUAAAUAACAAUGAUUUCGUUAAAGGGGUUCAAUGUUUAUUGAUAUGUUUUAAAAAAGAUUUUUCUGAAAUGAAUGUUAUAUUCAAAAUUGAUUUUUACAUCUCUUAAUUAAAUUAUUUGUCUCAAAUUACAUAUGGGUUAUAUAUACAUAUACAAAAAGAAACAAACAUAUAUAUAAAUUUGCAGAUAUAAUUAUUUAUUAUUAAUAUUGUGAUUUAUCGAAAACAUUAUAAAAGUAAAUGCUAUCUUUAAAUAUCUUCAAAUAAAACUUGUAUGAAAAUGCAGAUAUUCAUAGUUUAGAUUCAAUAUGUACAAGAUCUUAGAUUUUUUCAGAUCUUAUAACACAAUUGUUUGAACAAUUAAAUAUAA
This is a messenger RNA of Vespa mandarinia (Asian giant hornet), 1384 nucleotides long. RefSeq lists its product as uncharacterized. The record is from RefSeq and is a predicted model, not a curated record. Lineage: Eukaryota; Metazoa; Arthropoda; Insecta; Hymenoptera; Vespidae.